This is a messenger RNA of Drosophila persimilis, 4009 nucleotides long. Its product is annotated as arginine kinase. NCBI's taxonomy places the organism in Eukaryota, Metazoa, Arthropoda, Insecta, Diptera, Drosophilidae. Gene Ontology annotation, biological process: phosphocreatine biosynthetic process. Gene Ontology annotation, molecular function: creatine kinase activity; protein binding. The record is from RefSeq and is a predicted model, not a curated record. The transcript is spliced from 14 exons. Bases 228 to 3779 code for a protein of 1183 amino acids.
GCGUGUGCAUUUGUCAACUCAGACGUCGUUUAACCUACCAGGACAACGGUCGACUCCGCGCUUCGCGCUUUAAGUAAGGUUUUCCACAGCUUUUCCAGUGCCAAGUGUGAAGUGAGUCAAACCGCAGUGCUAAAUGAAUCGCGAUUGGGGAAAUGUGAAGAGUCGUGGACUCUAAGAGUGCUACGACGUGUACAGAGACUCUGCAAUAAAAAAAACAUAAAUUGGCGAUGCCGCCGAAGCGUCGGAGAAGAUUCCAAGGCCUAUAUUACCAUUCAUCGCCACCCAAAGUAAUGCCGAUGAACGGACAAACAGGCGGCCUGAAUGGAAACAAGCGUCGCAACAACGAUGAUUUCUCGGUAAAGCUAUCCACCAUUCGUAUCUGGAUGCACGAAAAGGACAUUGGCAAACUGACACGCAUUCUGUGGGCGGGCCAAGGACAUCGCUUGUGCCAGCAGGCCAGCAAUAAUGGGCGUGUCAAGCGUUUCCUUGCCGCCGUGCCACAUGUUAUGAAUGCCAUUAAGGAUCUGCAUCAGGCGGUGAUCGAGAACAAUUUGGAAACAGUGCAGGCGCAGCUGGAGCCUCCCGUGCCCGCUGCCUUGGUGACCUGCAAGGACGGCAAUGGACUGAAUGUCAUCCACAAGGCCGCCGGCCUGGGCCACACCAAGAUCCUGGAGUAUCUGGUCGGUCUCUGGCCGGAGGGCGCCCACGAGAUGGACAUCACCGGCAAGACGCCGCUUCAUUGGGCUGCCAGUGCCAAAAACAACAUGCGCUGCUAUACCCUGCUCACCCAGGCGGGUUGUGACGAGGAGGCCCUCGACUAUAAAAUGAAGACAGCCUCGUACUACCGCCACAAGCCGCACGAAAUCGAGCGGGCUUUCCUCGUCUAUGUCCCGGAGGCACCGCGCGUCUCCCCCGAGAGCAUCACUGACUGGGAGGCCUUGAGCAAUGAGAGUGGCGAGAAUAGUGCCGGAGGCGAUGCGGGCAGCAAGAAAUUGGACAUUAAAAUGACACCGGCUGUGAAUGGACGUAAAUCGCUGGACGACAGCAUCGAGAACACUUCGGAGCUGGACACAAACGAUGGUACAAGUGCCAAUGAUGACGAAGAGGAUUUGUCCAAAGCGGAUUUGGAUGCGGAUGUAGAUCCGGUACCGGUUCCGCCGGAAGUAUCGCCAUUGCAGCGCAGACCGGAAACGCCGGCCACAUUCAACAAUGGCCACAUUAAUGGCGAUAUCGAAGGCGACACCGAAGACAGUGAGGCGGAGAAUAUUGCAAGAGCUAUAAGCGGCGGUAAAGAAGGAGAAGGUGGCCAGGGUGGAGAGGAGGAUCAAGAAAAACAGGAGGAACCGAAGGAACAGGAGUCUGCUGCAAGCGAGGAAUUGAAUGAUGAGCAGGAAAACCACGAUGAAAAUGUCGCAGAGAGUAAUGAUGUGGAACAGAAGGAGGAGGAGCAGCCUGCCACAGAGAGUGAGCCAGAAGUUAACGAAAAGACUGAAGAGGCGGAGCCAGAGAUGGAAGCAGAAGAGGAAGUGCCAGAGGCGGCAGUUGAAGAGGAAAAGAUCAUCAAGUUGGAGGAGCCAGUGGAACCAAUGACUGAGGAGAAGGAGAUACAGGAUCAGGAUAAUGUAGAGAAUGAUGAGAACGAUGACGAUGAUGAGGAUGUGAUAGCGCCAGUUACAAAGGACAGCCAGCCCCUGGAGGAGUCGCAGUCGAUAGGAGGAGAACCACCAACUGAACCGGAAACGGGACCUGACAAGGAUGGCAGCGAAUCCCUGACAUCGGCCAUGGCCAUCGAGGGCUUUGUGCAGGGCGCACCUGAGGAUUAUACAGUUCAGUCUCAAACUGCAAUUGAUGAAGAGGCACGCAUGAAGCAGAUCAUCGAAUCGGGGGACCUUGAGCAGCUGGCCGAGAUCGUGCUGAAUGGCGAGGGCGCUAGUCUGUUGAAUCUCAAGUCCAAGGAGGCGGAAAUACAAGCCUUUCUCAACAACGUGCCCAGCUACAUGGAGAAAAUCCAUCGCGUGCACGAUGCGGCACGUGACGGCAGUUUGCUGGCGCUGCAGCAGGCACUGGAUCGCCGGAAGUUUGCCAUUGCAAAGGACGACAUAUCCCCCAAUGGCUCCACGGCCCUGCACGUGGCCGUGCUCUUUGGACACACGGACAUCGUUCGGUAUUUGGCUUCGCGUUUUCCGGAGACCAUGACAAUUACGGAUAAUGACGGACGCACGCCGCUUCACUAUGCAGCCACGAUUAAGGACAAUGGCCAUUUCUACAACAUGUUAUCCCAGCUGGGCGGCAAUUCCAAGGCACUGGACAAGCUGGGCCACACGGCCGAGUUCUAUUUGGACAAGGAGAAGGCGAAGGAUAUCCUCAACUACACCGAGCUGCUCAAUCUCUUUGGGGCCGAGGAGCUCGAGAAUCAGUUGCUCAACGAUCAAGUUCCCGACGAUCUGCACAGUGCCCGGCGAGAGCUGCAGGAUGGUGAGAUCUCACGCACUCUGGAGCGCUGUUACAACGUGAUAGCGGAAUCGGGAAAGCUUUUGAGCGCCAGCACGGCCUCGGCCCUGUCGCACAGGAAGCCACUGAGCGCCUCAUCGCUGCAGCUGUCGGUGACCAGCUUCCUGAGCCGCUUCCUCAAGCGUGCCGUCUACGAAAAGAUCAAGCGCCGCCAGACGCGACUCGACCACAAUCUCUUCGAUGUUCUGUGGCCGGCGAUGCGCAAGACCUCGAAGGCCCGCCACCUGGAGGAGGACAUCAACUGUGGCAUUAUCGCGCCGGACUAUGAUGUAUUUGUGGUUUUCCAGGAGUUCCUGGUGCCGCUGCUCAAGGACAUGCACUGCCUAUGCAUCGAUGCCGACUUUAAGCCGCAGCCGCGUCUCGCCUACUUUCCCAUGGAGAACGGGGAUCGACUGAACACGGCCGCCUUCGUCUACGACGAUGAGUCAAUUCUGGUCACGCGUUGCAUUGUGGAGGCCUCGCGCAAUCUCGACCAGCUGGAGCUUCCCCUGAACCUGACCAUUGGCCAGUUGGAGCAGGCCGAGCGCCUCAUGAUGGGCAAGAUAUUCACGACCAGCUUUGCGGAUGCCAUUGGGGAGACGGAGUCCGGCAAUUACUAUACCCUCACGGAGCUGCUCGAGCCCGACUCGGAGGUGACCCUAAUGCUCAGCAGUUUGGGUCUGAUGAUAUCCCUGCUGGACACCAAAGACCUGGUGCAGGCAGCCGAGUCGACAGCAUUUAAUGGUGCCCUCUGGCCCUAUGGCCGGGGCGUCUUUGUUAAUUCCGCCCACAACAUGGCCGUGUGGCUGAACUGCCAGGAGCAUUUGCGCGUGAUCUCGACGACGAGCAGCAAGGAUCCGGGCGAUAUGGGAGCGGCCUAUACGCGGGUGGGACGAGCCGUGACCUAUCUGGAGACGCAGCUGCACUUUAAGGAGAGCUAUCUGCUCGGAUAUUUGCAAUCUAGGCCAGCCUUCCUGGGCACAGGCCUCAAAAUGACGACGAUCGUGAAGCUGCCCAAUCUGAUGAAGGAGAUGGACAACCUAAGGCACCUGUGCGCCGUGCGAGGGCUCAGCAUGGUGACGAACCGCCUGUCCAAGCUCACGGUGCGGCUCAUCAAUAUGCAGAGCAUGGGCAUUGUGGAGUAUGUGCUGUUCCAGGACUAUUGCACCGCCGUAACCAAUAUACUGUCCCUCGAGAAGGACAUGUCGCUGACAAACUCCAAGCACAUUGCCACCAUGCUGGUGAAGAUCUUCAAGCGCAAGAAGAACAGCAUUGUGGAUCGCAAUUGAGCCUCCGGCGAAUAGGAUGGGAUGUGAUGGGAUAGGUCCCCAUACCCCCAAUGUACAUAACAUACAUGCUCGUACUCGUACCCGUACCUACUGUUAUCUUAGAAACAUACUUAUAUAGAUCCUAACUUGAUCGAUUCUUGACUCUUGUGUGCCCAGCAUUGCCAUCAAUAUCCACCUACUCCUCCGCUUACGCUGAGCUUCUUCGUACGCCGCACAUAUUCCAAAUUCCG